AUGAAUAACGACAAAGAAAGUUUUAUCAUAUUCACAGAAAGAGAUGGAUUUGAUAAAAAUCAAAAACUUAAUAGCGAUUUAUACCCAUUUUCUAAUAAAGGAUAUUCAUUACUUGAAUUAUGUUGUUACCAUGGGGCUGUUGAUUGUUUCAAGCUAUUAAGAUCGAAAUUUAACUCAGAAAUAACUCAAGUAUGUCUUCAAUUUUCAUUUUUAGGAGGAAAUCCAGAGAUCAUGAGUGAAUGUUUGAAAUAUCAUAAACCAGAUGAAGAAUGCAUGGAAUAUGCAAUUAUUUCACACAACAUUGAUUAUGUUACAUUAUUGAUGAAUGAAUACAAUAUAGAGAUCGAUUUAUUUAUUUGUGGAUCUUGGCAAAAUCUUGAAGCAUUUUUAGUUUAUUUCGAUCAAACUAAUGAUAUUAACAAAUGCUUUGUUUAUUCAUCGAUAUUUAAUAUUCCAUCCCUUUUCGAAUACUUCCUUUCACAUGGUGCGAAUAUCAAUGAAAAAGAUGAAGAUGGAGAAACCGCACUUCAUCUUGCAGCACAGCAUAAUAGUAAAGAAACAGCUGAACUUCUUCUUUCACAUGGUGCAAAUAUCAAUGAAAAAGAUGAAGAUGGAGAAACUGCACUUCAUCUUGCAACAAAUGAAAACUAUCCAGAAAUUGCUGAAGUUCUCCUUUCACAUGGUGCGAAUAUCAAUGAAAAAAAUAAAUAUGGAAAAACCGCACUUCAUCUUGCAGCACAGCAUAAUAGUAAAGAAGCUGUCGAAGUUCUUCUUUCACAUGAUGCAAAUAUCAAUGAAAAAACUGAAGAUGGAGAAACUGCACUUCACAUUGCAACAAAAUAUAAUACAAAAGAAACCGUCGAAGAAUUCAUUUCACAUGGUGCGAAUAAUGCUCUUACAUAA
Molecule: messenger RNA, 903 nt
Organism: Trichomonas vaginalis G3
Lineage: Eukaryota; Parabasalia; Trichomonadida; Trichomonadidae
Product: protein kinase protein
Exons: 1
Coding region: 1-903 (300 amino acids)
Molecular function (GO): protein binding
Source: RefSeq, a predicted model, not a curated record